AUGUACCAUUUUGGAGACCUGCACAUUGGGUCUCAAAAAGCCAAAGUAGCCCAUUUUUCCUCUAGCAUGUGGAGAGUUGUGUUUCUUGGAGAACUUGAUGACAGGGGUGACUCGCACUUAGGAAAAACGUUGCUUGAAAAGUGCAAAAGCUCUUCAGAACAUAACCCCACCCCAUUGAUCUACCCAGUAUCUGGUCUGAUCUCCACAUAUGACAGGCAUGUUGAAAUAAGCCUGGAUGUUGGUUUUGUUUAUCUUGAUCACCACAUUCCUGAAAGGGGGCCUGUAUUCACUGGACCAAGUCAGUGGGAGGGGAGGGGGUUGCUUUCAAGAGCACAGACCUGGAGAUUCCACCGUCUUGACCUGCGGCCCAGCUCUGCCUCUUACCAAAUUUCACCACCUCAGAAGAGGGAGGCAAAGGCUUGGCUAAACAGUGUUCCAAAGACCCAGGCUAGAGAGAAAUGGAUCCAUAUUCUUAGAACAGUGUCAGCCUCUUCUCCAGCUGAAACCCUGAACUGUCGCCACACCCCUAUGCAAGGCACUCUCCUGCAAGGAAAGCAAAACAAUAGCAGAGUAGGAAAGGAGACUGAGCCCCUUGUAUCCCAUCCCAGUGAACAAGUAGACUUUGAGAAAGACUUCUGUAUCACACACAAGCAGGUGAGCUAUAUUAUUGUCAAGGCACCUGAAAGCUGGAAGCUCCAGGCAAGGUGAGGAAAUAAUAAUAAUGUAAGUGAAGAAUAUAGAUCACAUCCUGGAGGUAUCUUUGCUGCAAAUGAUAACUUUUGAGCAUCUCCAACACAGGUCAUCAUGAUUUUGUGAUUUUGAAUU
This is a messenger RNA of Sus scrofa (pig), 825 nucleotides long. The record is from RefSeq and is a predicted model, not a curated record. Lineage: Eukaryota; Metazoa; Chordata; Mammalia; Artiodactyla; Suidae.